This is a messenger RNA of Struthio camelus australis, 1115 nucleotides long. The record is from RefSeq and is a predicted model, not a curated record. Lineage: Eukaryota; Metazoa; Chordata; Aves; Struthioniformes; Struthionidae.
GCGCGCCCGCGGGAGGCGGCUGGCGGUGUGUGGGGCAGGUGACGCCGUUCCAGCGUCCAGGCGGCCUCGGCCGCUCUGACCCUGAAAUACGUGGAGUUGGGUCAGCUGGGAGCUCGCUUUGAGUCACUCUGGCAUAAAAGCCAGUUGGCCCUGUACAAGGCCUUAUUUUAACUUUCUCUGCGAGCCAGGAGUGAUUACGCUUGGAAAUACGUAGGACGUGUGGCGAUAAAGGCUUAUUUUGUUUUGUAAAGCCAAGGAAAAUAUCCAGGAAAUGAAGAAAGAACUUGAUUCGCUUUUGCAAACAGCCGAGAAGGCGUUUACAGUGGAGUUGCUGAAGAUGCCAAUUGCUAUCAGAAAAAUGAAAAGAAAAGACUUGCUUAAUUUGCAAGGAGAGGAGGAAGUGGCUCUUGCUGCAGCAGUGACUGACUGCUCUCUAGAAGACACACCAAAUCCAAAACUGAUGAGGACCAACAGCAAAAAAGUUAAGGUAACUACAAUUGUUGAAUAUGAAGAUGCCAAGCAUAUUUCUGCAAAGAAAAUAUCUAAAAAAGUAUCCAAAACAAAGUCAUUGGUUUCGUUGGCCUCUGGUUUAAAUAGCAAACUGAACCCUCUUCCUAGGUCUGCUCACUCUUCUCCAAAUGUGAGUGAGGCUGUUAAGGCUCUUGCCUCUGAUUGCAGUGCCACAAAUUACAAAGCCAUGCCAAAGGUAUAUAAAAGUGCUAGACUACAACCUGGUGUCCCAAAAACUGUACCUACCAGUGGAAGAGUUCAAGGCAUGUUACUAAGAAGUAAAUCAGUACCCCAAGAUAAAACUGUUCCAUUUGUAAACAUUCCCCUGGCUGAUGGACAGACGCUCUGUACAGCUGGUGGAGACCUCCGUAACAUUGAUGUGCAACUGCUAAAUCAAGAUACAGUACAGCAUAUUCAUAACUUAGUGAGUGAGCUGACUGUACUAUGUGGAAAGGCAACAGUUAAACCAAGUUAAUGGAACUUGCAUAAAAGCCUGUCUCCUGACUACAGAAUAGUCAUAUGACAGUUUUCUUUCUUCUUCUAAAGUGUCUAGAGAAUUUCUAUGUCUUAAUAAAGCUGUGUGCUGCCCAAUAAAUGUUUUUAUA